AUGGUUCGUCUUUCAACACUGGUGCUGUCGCUCACGGCAGUUGCCUCGUCGGUCCUUGGGGCAAACGAAGAAACCAAGCCUCCUGGUCUAUGCGCGGGCAAAGACAUGUUCUUGGUCGAGAUUGACCCAGCAGCCAGCUUGGACGAGGUGCUGAAGCCCGUCGAGGCCAUGGUUACCCGAUGCAAGACAAUGGACUUUUCGCUUUUCAAGGGCGCCUCGAUCCAGGUUGGCGAGGGCGUCGACAAGACGGCGGUGCUCAUCGAGCUCGAAAAGAUGGCAAGCGUCAGGGAAGUGUCCGCUGUCGAGAGCGGCGAAGGGCCCGAGGUCCAGGAACAAGGGCCGGCCACCGACGUUGACAGGCUGCAUGAAGAGGGAUUUACCGGCGAGGGCGUCAGGGUCGCCCUCAUCGACACGGGCGUCGACUACACGCACCCAGCACUCGGCGACAAGAUCCCGCCGGGGGAGAAGCCCGAGGUGGCCGACACGCCCAUGGACUGCCGGGGCCACGGCACGGCAGUCGCCGGCAUCCUGGCUGCGCAGCGGGCCAACAACACACUCGGCUUCAGCGGCGUCGCGCCCGGCGUGAGCCUGGCCGUGUACCAGGCCUACGACGACAAGGCCGACAUUGUCUCCAUCUCCCUGGGAGUCCGCAACGCCUGGGCCGGCAGUGCCAUGGCCGAGGCCGUCUCGCGCGUCGUCGCCCGGGGCGCCCAUGUCGUCGUCGCCGCGGGAAAUAGCGGCCAGCGAGGCAUGUUCGGCUUAUACUCGCCUGCUUCGGCCAGGGGCGCCGUCACGGUGGCCAACAUGGUCAGCCCCGUCGUGCCCGAGCUGAAGUGGCGGGCGACCUACGCAGUCGACGACGGCGACGAGGUUGAGUUUGACCACCAGGUCGGUGAGAACAGUGACUGGGGAGCCCGCGUCUCCUACCAGCUGGCGACGCCCAGCCGCGACACAAGCCUCGACGAUGCCUGCGACUUUCUCUCGGCAGCACCGCCCAAGGACAGCAUCAUCCUAGUCCGCGACGGCGGCAACUGUCCGCUCCAUGUCCAGGCCGACAACGUCCUCGGGGCGGGCCGCCGGUAUAUGAUGGUGGCGAACAACCAGACAGCGCUUGGAUGGGGCCGCCCCGGCUCGGGGAACACGGUCUCGUCGAGCGCCGUCUCAGCCGAGCUGGGCGACCGGUGGAUGCAGGCCCUGGGCGACCAGAAGAAGGUGACGAUCCAGCUGCAGGUCGUAGGGCUCCACGAGUCUCCCAGCCGCGCGGCCGGCGCCGUCGACAAGACGUCGUCGUGGGGCCCGGACUGGGAGCUCAACAUGAAGCCGCAGCUCGGCGCUCCGGGAGGCGCGGUCCCGGUCCCGCGCAUGGGCGGCAGCUUCAUGGUCGAGUCCGGGACGUCGUUUGCCGCGCCCUUUGUGGCCGGCGUCAUGGCCCUCAUCACCCAGGCGCGUGGCAAGCUCGAGCCUGCGCUUAUGGAGAGCCUCCUUUCAGCAACGGCGCGCCCGCAGCGGUUCCACGACGGCACCGGCUUCUUGGACUCGCUCGCGCCGGCCGCGCAGCAGGGCGCCGGCCUGAUCCAGGCCCAUGCCGCCCUUCACGCAACGACGGUCCUGACGCCGCCGAGCAUCUCCUUCAACGAUACCGACGAGGGACGGCCGGCGCAGUGGCGCAGUCUGAAGAUUGAGAACACGGGCAAAGGCGACGUGACGUAUUCUCUCUCGUAUACUCCGGCCCUGACCGUCUAUGCCACCAAGGCCUUCGCCCAUACGCUGGCAAUGUUUCCCGAGGAGUUCGAGACCGUGGAGGGCAGCGCCACGCUACGGCUCAGCCGCGACACCGUCAGGAUUGCCGUCGGCCAGUCCGCUAUCGUCGACGUGGUUGCCGAUCCGCCGCAGGGUCUCAAUGCGCGCCGGCUGCCGCUGUGGUCCGGCUGGAUCACCGUCAACGCGUCCGAUGGCAGCUCCUUUUCCAUCCCCUACCAGGGCGUGGCCGGGUCCCUCGGCGACCGCGUGGUGCUGAAUAAAAAAGACGUCCGAAUCGCGACCCAAUACAAUCCGCUUUCGACCUCGGUCUGGGCAACGCCCGGGGAAGUCUUUAGGUUCGGCGCCGAUCCCGAGACCAGGCAGCAGGACGUCCGUCCUGUCGUCGUGGUCCGACUACGGCUUGGCGUGCCGCAGUUGAAUGUUAGCCUUGUGCGACUCAACACAUCAACUUCAGCCUCUGACAACCUGGGGCCGCUGCGUGGCUUUCCCGCCAGGUGGCUCCCUCAUGAUGAAGGCCAGCCCUACACGUGGGACGGCACGCUCGAAGACGGCAACUUGGCCCCAGAGGGUUCCUACCGUUUCGAAGUGGCGGUUUUGCGAAUCUUUGGCGAUGGCGCCAACGAUGCUGACUGGGUCAGAGUUCUCAGUGAGGAAUUUCGAAUCGAGCAUAGGUAG
Hirsutella rhossiliensis is the source of this 2436-nucleotide messenger RNA. RefSeq names its product subtilase family domain-containing protein. The coding region runs from base 1 to 2436 and encodes 811 amino acids. The transcript has 5 exons. Gene Ontology annotation, biological process: proteolysis. The record is from RefSeq and is a predicted model, not a curated record. NCBI's taxonomy places the organism in Eukaryota, Fungi, Ascomycota, Sordariomycetes, Hypocreales, Ophiocordycipitaceae. Gene Ontology annotation, cellular component: cytosol; membrane; cell wall. Gene Ontology annotation, molecular function: serine-type endopeptidase activity; tripeptidyl-peptidase activity.